AUGACAGUCAGUGAAGUUUCUCAUUUCAAAUGCAAUACAGGCUUGAACUUAGAUGAUAUUGAUGUUCCAGUCCAAGCCAGCAAAAACGCAGUGUCCAGAUGCUACCAGGCUGUAAUCCUUUGGGGCCUCGGUGAUCAUUCCAGGGCUGCAGUGCCGUAUCAAGUGGAGCGGCAGGGCUUACAGUACAAUGAUUUGCAAGGAACAAAUAGUUCAGGGUCAUUGGGUGGUCUUGAUGUUCGUAGAAGAAUCCCUAUAAAGCUUAUCUCAAAACAGACCAAUAAAACCAAACCUGCACCUCGAACUCCAAGAAAUAUGAACAGGAUGCCCUCAAAGACACAAGCUGGUGAUGAAGAAGAAUUUGAUUAUAACGAAGAGGAGCGGUACGAAUGCAAAGGAGGUGAAAUGUUUGGCAAUCAAAGGAGGUUCCCUGGACCCAUCUUUUGGGACUAUAAGAUAAACUUGCUGGGGGAGAAGGAUGAUACACCGGUCCAUUUCUGUGAUAAGUGUGGAUUGCCCAUCAAAAUGUAUGGACGCAUGAUACCUUGCAAGCAUGUUUUCUGCUAUGAUUGUGCUAUACUACAUGAGAAAAAGGGAGACAAGAUGUGUCCAGGCUGUAAUGAACCUGUGCAGCGAAUCGAGCAGUGUGUCCGAGGGUCUCUCUUCAUGUGUAGCAUUGUUCAAGGGUGCAAGAGAACUUACCUGUCCCAGCGGGACUUACAGGCUCACAUCAACCACCGUCAUAUGAGAGCUGGAAAGCCUGUUACUCGUCCUCCAAUUGAACCUGUACAUCCUCCUAUUGCCCCACCACCUGCCGAAAUUCCCGAGCGUUUCAUAAUGCCACCUGAGAAACAUCAUAUGAGCCACAUUCCGCCGAAGCAGCACAUCAUGAUGCCACCACCUCCUUUACAGCACGUGCCACAUGAGCAUUAUAACCAGCCACACGAAGACAUUCGUGCGCCUCCUGCAGAGAUGUCAAUGGCUCCACCACCACCUCGCCCAGUCAGUCAGGACACCUUCCGCAUUUCGACGAGAAAACACAGCAACUUAAUAACUGUCCCUAUUCAGGAUGAUUCGAAUUCAGGUGCUCGAGAACCACCUCCACCAGCCCCCGCACCUGCUCAUCAUCAUCCUGAAUACCAGGGUCAACCAGUGGUAUCUCACCCUCAUCAUAUUAUGCCUCCACAGCAACAUUAUGCACCACCCCCACCACCACCUCCACCAAUAAGCCAUCCGCUGCAGCAUCCUCCCCAGGCAGCAGGUACUCCUCACAUGGUAUAUAGCCAAGCUCCUCCACCACCAAUGACCUCUGCUCCUCCUCCAAUAACCCCGCCACCUGGACAUAUAAUUGCCCAGAUGCCACCAUAUAUGAAUCAUCCUCCUCCAGGACCUCCCCCUCCUCAGCACGGAGGCCCACCUGUAAAUGUAAAUGCACCCCCUCCCCAUCACUAUAAUCCUAACUCUCUGCCACAGUUCAGUGAAGAUCAAGGAACUCUUAGUCCCCCUUUCACACAGCCCGGGGGAAUGAGUCCAGGGAUAUGGCCAGCUCCAAGGGGGCCGCCUCCACCUCCAAGGAUGCAAGGGCCUCCUGCUCAGGCCCCGCUUCCUGGACCACACCACCCUGAUCAAGCCAGAUACAGACCCUAUUACCAAUGAUAGAACCAGUUAUAUGAAUAGAGAGUGCUAUGAAGAGGAUAAAACUAUAUACAACAGCCUUUUAAUUAAUUGUUUUGGGGUUAUUUUGUUGUGGUUUUUUUAAAAUACUGUCAUUUUGACUGUAAGACUUUUCAGGUUUGAAUCUUAAAUGAUUUUUAAGCCUUGGCCGUAGGACUCUGACUUCAGAUAUUCUAUAGUGGAAAAAUAAGUGGCUUAGUAGACCACGGUUGCAUUUUAAGAGAACUUCUGUCUCUAGUGUGGCUAAAUUGUCCUAAGAUGAACACUUGUAAUAUUAUUUCCUGGAGAAAAUGAACAUGUGUUGUACCAUUCUGAAUAUUGUUUUGUUAAAUCCAGUGUUUAGUUUCACUUGUGAUAUGUUUUUGUUAACCUGUGUACAAUAAUUAAAUUGAAAUAUGGUUGUAAAA
This is a messenger RNA of Pygoscelis adeliae (Adelie penguin), 2078 nucleotides long. It is a transcript of the gene CBLL1, whose product is annotated as Cbl proto-oncogene-like 1, E3 ubiquitin protein ligase. Gene Ontology annotation, biological process: regulation of cell adhesion; protein ubiquitination. Bases 1 to 1653 code for a protein of 550 amino acids. NCBI's taxonomy places the organism in Eukaryota, Metazoa, Chordata, Aves, Sphenisciformes, Spheniscidae. Gene Ontology annotation, molecular function: ubiquitin protein ligase activity. The transcript has 7 exons. The record is from RefSeq and is a predicted model, not a curated record.